Molecule: messenger RNA, 1452 nt
Organism: Procambarus clarkii (red swamp crayfish)
Lineage: Eukaryota; Metazoa; Arthropoda; Malacostraca; Decapoda; Cambaridae
Product: glutamine-rich protein 2-like
Source: RefSeq, a predicted model, not a curated record
AUGAAGAGUGGCGGACUGUACCAGCAACACAUGAAGAGUGGUGGACUGUACCAGCAACACAUGAAGAGUGCCGGACUGUACCAGCAACACAUGAAGAGUGGCGGACUAUACCAGCAACACAUGAAGAGUGCCGGACUGUACCAGCAACACAUGAAGAGUGGCGGACUGUACCAACAACACAUGAAGAGUGGCGGACUGUACCAGCAACACAUGAAGAAUGGCGGACUGUACCAGCAACACAUGAAGAGUGGCGGACUGUACCAGCAACACAUGAAGAGUGGCGGACUAUACCAGCAACACAUGAAGAGUGUUGGGCUGUACCAGCAACACAUGAAGAGUGCCGGACUGUACCAGCAACACAUGAAGAGUGCCGGACUGUACCAGCAACACAUGAAGAGUGGCGGACUGUACCAGCAACACAUGAAGAGUGCUGGACUGUACCAGCGACACAUGAAGAGUGGCGGACUGUACCAGCAACACAUGAAGAGUGUUGGGCUGUACCAGCAACACAUGAAGAGUGGCGGACUGUACCAGCAACACAUGAAGAGUGGCGGACUGUACCAGCAACACAUGAAGAGUGGCGGACUGUACCAGCAACACAUGAAGAGUGCCGGACUGUACCAGCAACACAUGAAGAGUGUUGGGCUGUACCAGCAACACAUGAAGAGUGGCGGACUGUACCAGCAACACAUGAAGAGUGGCGGACUGUACCAGCAACACAUGAAGAGUGCCGGACUGUUCCAGCAACACAUGAAGAGUGGUGGACUGUACCAGCAACACAUGAAGAGUGCCGGACUGUACCAGCAACACAUGAAGAGUGCCGGACUGUACCAGCAACACAUGAAGAGUGCCGGACUGUACCAGCAACACAUGAAGAGUGCCGGACUGUACCAGCAACACAUGAAGAGUGCCGGACUGUACCAGCAACACAUGAAGAGUGGCGGACUGUACCAGCAACACAUGAAGAGUGCCGGACUGUACCAGCAACACAUGAAGAGUGGCGGACUGUACCAGCAACACAUGAAGAGUGGCGGACUGUACCAGCAACACAUGAAGAGUGCCGGACUGUACCAGCAACACAUGAAGAGUGCCGGACUGUACCAGCAACACAUGAAGAGUGGCGGACUGUACCAGCAACACAUGAAGAGUGGCGGACUGUACCAGCAACACAUGAAGAGUGCCGGACUGUACCAGCAACACAUGAAGAGUGGUGGACUGUACCAGCAACACAUGAAGAGUGGUGGACUGUACCAGCAACACAUGAAGAGUGGUGGACUGUACCAGCAACACAUGAAGAGUGGCGGACUGUACCAGCAACACAUGAAGAGUGGUGGACUGUACCAGCAACACAUGAAGAGUGCCGGACUGUACCAGCAACACAUGGUAAACUUUACAGUAAAUAUCAGUAUUUAUGAUAAUAAAUUCCAUAGAAUAUCAUUUACAAAGCAUUAA